Molecule: messenger RNA, 618 nt
Organism: Colletotrichum graminicola M1.001
Lineage: Eukaryota; Fungi; Ascomycota; Sordariomycetes; Glomerellales; Glomerellaceae
Product: coiled-coil domain-containing protein
Exons: 2
Coding region: 1-618 (205 amino acids)
Source: RefSeq, a predicted model, not a curated record
AUGCCUUCAUUCACUGAAGCAGAACGGAAAGCGCAAAGUCUGCAUUUCGACAAGCCGGUUCCCCGCCCGCCAAAGUCAUCUGCCAAGACCAACGAUAUACGGUCUCGCAACCGUCGCCAAGAAUACCUCGGGAGAAACCCCGAGUAUUUUAACAAUGCUGAACAUGAACUUGCAGACACUCUCCUCUACGAUUCCCUGAUUCGAAGGUUUCAGACACCUCCUGAGAGAGAGGCUGAGGGCAAGACCAAAGGCUACUCGGGCGUCCUGGAAAGCUCUCUGCUCAGGGGUGAAGCUCGUCUUGCCGAUCUCAAGGCAUCAACCGAGGCAGAAUCGGCGCCUGAAUACGUCAGAGAGUUCACUACUAUGGCUGAUCUAUCCAAACCACAGAACAAGGAAGAAGGACUUAAGAGAUGGCAAGAAUUUCUGACAGAACGUUUCGUUCGUGGCCAUGACGAAGAUUUCGACUACAGUCUGGUAGAUCAUAACGACGAAUACGACACCAUGUGGAGACGCGACGCUGAAGAGGCAUGGUUUGACGACGAAGAUCCCAAUUGGGCUAGCGAUGUCGACGAACAAGCCAGCGUCAAGCAGGGCGAGACCGGUGUCCAGGAUUUCUGA